AUGGAAAAUACUGAUCCAUUAGCACUUCAUACUGGUGAAUCAAUUGUUGUUGUAGCAAGUCAAACAUUAUCAAAUGAUGAAUAUAGUUUAUUACGCAGUGUAUUAAUUGAAGUUGUUCGUCAUUUGAGUAUUAUUGGUGCCUGUAAUGUACAAUUUGCAUUAAAGCCAUUAUCUAGUGAAUAUUAUAGAAUGCGAGUAAAUGCACAAUUAUCUCGUUUAUCUGCAUUGACAUCAAAAGCAACUGGUUAUUCAUUAGCAUAUAUAACAGCUGAACUUGCAAUUGGAAUGAGCUUAAUUGAUUUAAACAAUAGUAUCACAAAUGAAACAUCAGCUUGUUUUAAACCAAGUCUUGAUUAUAUUGUAAUGAAAGUUCCAAAAUUAGAUUUAAGAAAAUUUCUUCGAUGUUCAAAUGAAAUUGAAAGUUCUAAUAAGUGA
Messenger RNA from Rotaria sp. Silwood1, 435 nucleotides. Lineage: Eukaryota; Metazoa; Rotifera; Eurotatoria; Philodinida; Philodinidae. The record is from the annotation of a GenBank genome assembly.